AUGGAUGAUCAUUUAUUUCCAAGUAAUUCAAGACCAAAACGUCAAAACCCUCAGGCGUGCAGUAACCCAUGUGAAUGUGCAUGUCCAUUCGACCGGGCCGUAAAAGAGCCGGAUCCAACUUUUCUUUGUGACGAGUUCCCACGCUCAGAAUCCGAGUCCCCGUCCGAUUCCCCGUCUCUAUCGUGCAUCUGUGCGCUGCAAUCAACAUCCUCAAUUACGAUAAUCGACCGAUUGUUGGUACUCAACAGCGUCCUCCUCAGAUCCGAAUUCGAGUACACGCUGUUGGCCAUCGCCGCCACCAGGCUGGAUUUCCCCGUCCCCGGCGGCCCGUACAGCAGAUUGGGCCUGAACAGGGUUUAUGAGGCGUCAAACAUUUGGUCAAAGCUUAAGGAGGAAGAAGAAGAUGGGGUUUGGGAAUCUGGUGACGUGGGAGAGUAUGAUUGGGUGGGAAGGCGCGGUUGCAGGGUAAGGGUGUGGGUGGAGGGCGUAUGUGAUCGGGACUCGACUUGGUGGCCACGCUUGUACAGUCUCCCACCGGCAUUACUUCCGCCGCCGCACACACCCACCACAACGUCUCGUCAUCUCAAUUUCGUCAUUGAUAUGCUAUCGGAGGGCGGAGACACCGGUGAUCCCGGCGCAAGCGGCUGCACAUGGCGGUCGGUGCCGCACCGGCGGACGCACAAACACACAGUCCGAUCCACAUAUUCCCUCCGCCGCCAUUUUUUUUUUUUUUCAGAAGAACUUCUGUCGGACACACACAUGACCUCCAGCCAGAGUGGCCAACCACCGUCGCACCUCGACCAGAUCCGAGCAGCUCGCCAUGGCCAUUGGCCACGGACACACACUCACACACAUACACUGCGGCUAAUCGAGGAGGCGACAACGACAGUCGCGUUGGCUUACACGGCGACGUUCGAGUGGUUUCGAAACCUUGUGCCGUGCAGUAACCCAUGUGAAUGUGCAUGUCCAUUCGCCCGGGCCGUAAAAGUGCAGGGUCGAUUUUUUCCUUUGGUGAAAACAAUUAUCCUCUCAUCACCACAAGUCGACCAAAGCCCGUCUAUGAAGUUCAGUAGGCCCGACAAAAUUUCUACAAUUUCUACUCUGCAUCUGGCGACUGCAGUCAAUGUCCUCAAUCACCACAAUGGACCGGUUAUUAGUGUUGAGAAGCAUCGUUCGCAAAUCCAUGUUCGAGUACAUCCCCGUGAGCUCGAGGUCAUACACGUCAAACUUGAGGUAAUUGGCCAUGGCUGCCACGAGGCUCGAUUUUCCAGUCCCAGGCGGGCCGUACAGGAGAUAACCCCUCUUCCAAGCCUUGCCUACUCUUCUGUAGUAAUCCUUCCUUCUCACAAACCGGUCGAGGUCCUCGAUCACGGCCCGUUUCAGGCCCGGGGUCUCGAAAGUGGCUGGGUGGUCAAGGUUCACGUAACCCAACAUUCCGGACCGGCCAGCGCCGUAGUCGUAAUCAUCUUCGCUGCCGCCAGAGUACUGGCGAGUGGAGGUGGAGUACAGCCUCACGGGUCGAUCCUUCUCCUUUAUCUCCUUGGCCCUCAGGAGGACUACAGGGAGGUAGUCGUUGACCACGGUCUCCCGUUCUCGGAUGAGUGGUCCGGCUCGACGUGGACAAACUGCCAAGUCAGGUCGAAGCCGGCGAACCGGUCCUCGACCGGCAGGUUCUGGACAAGACCGAGGGUGAUGGUCUUCUGUUUGGCGGUCUUGUGGACCCGAAGGCGGUCUGAGUCCGGGCGGAGUUUGGUAGAUCUCGGCGGAUUCGUAGAUCUGGUUUGGGAGGAGGCCGGCCUUUUCGUCGACGACGAGGGUCGUGCGUUCGGGUUUGUCGGAGGAAGGGAAGAACUGGCGGAGGAGGCGGAGGAGGUAAGGGCCGACGGUGUAGAGGAAGAAGGAUCGGAUCGGCUGCGGGAUGGCGUCGUUGGCGAUCGAUCGGAAGAGCAUGACGGUGGCCGCCAUGGAAGCGUAGGCGGAGAAGUAUCUGGUCGCCAUUGA
This is a messenger RNA of Striga asiatica, 2001 nucleotides long. The record is from the annotation of a GenBank genome assembly. Lineage: Eukaryota; Viridiplantae; Streptophyta; Magnoliopsida; Lamiales; Orobanchaceae.